Molecule: messenger RNA, 1275 nt
Organism: Micromonas pusilla CCMP1545
Lineage: Eukaryota; Viridiplantae; Chlorophyta; Mamiellophyceae; Mamiellales; Mamiellaceae
Exons: 1
Coding region: 1-1275 (424 amino acids)
Source: RefSeq, a predicted model, not a curated record
AUGUCCGCCGUCUCGUCCGGCGCGCUCGCGCGCGCGCAGUGGGGCGCCGUCCGCGGCCUGAACCGCGCGUCCGAGACGGUGCGUCCGCGACGCGCUCGCCGCCGCCGAGCGAACGAAUUCAUUCCUAUCCGAAACGCCGCUUCGCGAACGCGCGUCGAAAUGAAACGUGGCUCUCUGACGCGUCCGCCGCGCCGUCCUCCCUCUCCUCCUCAGCAGCCCUCCUCCACCGCGCGACCGCGCGGCGCCGCGGUCAUCCGCUGCGGACGAAGCAAGAAAGCCAAGGAAGCGGCCAAGGCGGACAAGAAAGCCGGCAAGAAGGCUUCGCCCGCGGUGUCCAAGCAGGCGAAGGACAAGGCGCGAAAGGCGGCCGCCGCGGCGAUGCGAGAGGUCGUCUCGAAGCAGGGCAGGGCGUACGACCGAAUCGUGAAAGAGAUGGACCGCGACCAGUACAGAGAGUACGUCCUCUCCGUGCGUCACGCCCCGCCGGAGGACUCCACCUCCGCGCCGAUCGCGGUCCUCGGCGACUGGCUUCCGAUCUGCGAGGUCGUCGUCGCGGACAAGCGCGCGUACGAGGCGCAGAAAUUCUUCAAAGAGAAUAACAUGACGAUACCCGAGACGGAGCAGCAGUCCGUGACCGCGGAGCAGAUCGAGGGCGUGCCCGCGAUCAAGGCGAUGAUCCCGUGCUUGGGUCCGGACAUCAUCGGCAUGACGCACGCCAUGGCGGGCGCCGCGGUGAAGGACGUGGACGUCUCCGAGCUCGAAUUUGGGAUCGAGCAGUGGGGGUCGUUCGAGAACGCGGUGGACGGUCUGGAGGCGCAGGCGUCGUCCAAGGCGCGGUUCGCGGCGGCGGCGAAAGUCUUGAGCGUCUCCGUGGACGACGACGCGAAGGAUGUGAAGGCGAGGUACCGGAAGCUCAUCGCGACGGAGCACCCGGACCGAAACCCGGACGCGAGCUUGGAAAAGUUCAACGCCAUCAAAGAAGCCUACGAGCUCAUGUCUGACCGCGGCGGACAAUCCGGGGCGACGUUCGAGGGGUUGGGGGACAAGGCGAAGCGGGAUUUCGUCACCCUGGAGGGCGUGCACGCGGGGGUGACGUCCGGAGGGGGCGCGGUCUCGUGCGACGUGGACACGAACGCGAUCGAAGUCGCGUUGCGCAGUUUGACGAUUUACGACCGCAUCAAGACGUGCUUUUCGGCGCGCAACGUGAGCUUGCAGGCGCGUUCUAUACACUGGUUCCCAUACGACCGCGUCGGCGAGGUGGACGCCGAUCCUUAA